UCUGCGAUGGAUUGAAGAUUAUUGCACUUCAAACUACUAUAAUAGGCAAAAAAACAAGAUUACUUUUUUAGUGUUCGACAAGGCUUCGGCAGAACUAAAAGCCGACAAAAUGUGGCUUUAUACUGUUGCUGUCUUGGCGCUCGCUUCUCUGAGCAGCGCGUGCACACCCAGUGUAACCGCAGUCAGCGGUACCCACGCUCCAGCCAGCUUCUGUGCUGGAGACCUCAUCUUUUCCGACGACUUCAACGAAUUUGAUCUUGAAAAGUGGCAGCAUGAGAACACGCUUGCAGGCGGUGGUAACUGGGAAUUCCAAUACUACAACAACAAUAGGACAAACUCUUUCACCAACAAUGGAUUAUUGUACAUUCGUCCCUCUCUGACCGAAGAUCAAUUUGGAUCUGCGUUCAUGACCAGUGGUCGUCUGAACAUCGAGGGAGGUGCACCAGCUGACAGAUGCACAAAUCCCCAAUGGUGGGGUUGCGAGCGUACCGGCUCCCCGACUAACAUACUGAAUCCCAUCAAAAGCGCACGCCUUCGCACCGUAGACUCCUUCAGUUUCCGAUAUGGAACCGUGGAGGUCCGGGCUAAGAUGCCAGCUGGAGAUUGGUUAUGGCCAGCUAUUUGGCUUAUGCCCGCUUUCAACGUGUAUGGAACAUGGCCAGCAUCAGGGGAGAUCGACUUAGUGGAGUCCCGCGGCAACCGCAACAUGUUGUUCAACGGUGUCCACAUCGGCACUCAGGAGGCUGGCUCCACCCUGCACUAUGGACCUUACCCGGACCUCAAUGGAUGGGAAAGAGCGCACUGGCUCAGGAGGAACACAGCUGGAUACGAUUCCCAGUUCCAUCGCUACCAAGUUAUUUGGACACCAGAUUUGAUAAGAUUCAGCAUCGACGAUGUGGAGCUCGGCCGAGUCAUGCCUGGCAACGGAGGGUUCUGGGACUUCGGAGGCUUCAACAGUAACCCGAAUAUUGAGAACCCGUGGCGGUUCGGGUCCAAGAUGGCGCCCUUCGAUCAAAAAUUCUACAUCAUCAUUAACGUGGCAGUCGGAGGCACGAAUGGUUUCUUCCCUGACGGCGUCACCAACCCCACCCCCAAACCCUGGUGGAAUGGAUCUCCUACGGCCGCAACCGACUUCUGGAACGGAAGGACCAACUGGCUCCCGACCUGGAGACUGGACCAGAAUGACGGGCAAGACGCUUCUUUGCAAGUGGACUACGUGCGUGUAUGGGCUAUAUAAAUUAAAUACCAUAUACAAUAAAUUAUGUGAUAUGAUCACGAAA
Messenger RNA from Ostrinia nubilalis (European corn borer), 1280 nucleotides. It is a transcript of the gene BGRP4, whose product is annotated as beta-1,3-glucan-binding protein-like. The transcript has 8 exons. The coding region runs from base 110 to 1237 and encodes 375 amino acids. Gene Ontology annotation, biological process: carbohydrate metabolic process. Gene Ontology annotation, molecular function: hydrolase activity, hydrolyzing O-glycosyl compounds. The record is from RefSeq and is a predicted model, not a curated record. Lineage: Eukaryota; Metazoa; Arthropoda; Insecta; Lepidoptera; Crambidae.